GGGAGUCGGCCUCGUUUGCUGGGGGGUGAGGACGGGAGAGUCGCAGACCCGGGUCCGCACUUCGACGGCCUGAACCAGUGAGCGAUAAGGCUCUCUUACAAGGCUCCGGUUGAGUCACCCGUAGUUAACUUAUCGCCAGCUGCUCUUCUCCAGGGCAGGCUGGUGCAAGUGCACGCCGCCGGCUCCUACCGCGGCACGGCCAUACCUUGGGCUCUCCCGAGAACGUCCCAGUUGGGUCACUGGAAGCUCUCCGGAGCGCUGGCGUGGUGGGGCCGCCCUCCGGCUGCCCGCUCCUCCCGAUCCCACCGGUCGAGGUGCUUCCACAGCCCCGGGGGAUUUGGACGGAACUCAGUGCCGGGAGAUCGCUUGGCCGGGACAAAAUCUCCAACUAAUCUCCAGAAAGCCUGGAAAGAAGGAGCAGUGAUCAGACUGAACCAAAAAUGAUAGCUGCAGGAAAAUUUUCAAGUCUUCCCAGAAAUGGCCCAGUGAACCACCAGUUCUCAUUAGCUUCUUCCAUGGACCUGUUGACCACUAAACCUUCACCAACUGACCAACGCUCAAACUCCCUUCAAGACAUCUCUAUCCAUGGUACUCUCCCCAGGAAGAAGAAGGGGACAAUUCCCAUUAGGUCUUGUGAUAUGUUUAGCCACAUGGGAACAUUGCCAUACACCAGAACGCACCGGCAGCAGCCACCUUUUGUACAGGAUGUUAUAGAAGAGUAUCCUCUGCAAAACGGGAAGAGCAACAAACUCCAUGCCAGAGAUCAGAAUAUUCUGGAUCCUACUUUGGAGUAUGUUAAGUUUUCUAGGGAGAGGCAAGUUAUGAACAACAGCCCAGAAAAACUGAAGAAGGAGUUAGAGGAAGAACUGCAGCUGAGUAGUGAAGACUUGCGUAGCCAUGCCUGGUACCAUGGACGUAUUCCUCGGCAGGUGGCAGAAGGCCUAAUUCAGAGAGAUGGAGAUUUUCUGAUUAGAGAUUCUCUCUCCAGUCCUGGGAACUUUGUUCUUACCUGUCAGUGGAAAAAUACCUCCCAGCAUUUUAAAAUCAUCAGAACAGUUCUAAGAUUCAGUGAAGCCUACUGCCGUGUCCAGUAUCAAUUUGAACUUGACAGUUUCGACAGUAUUCCUGGCUUAGUUAGAUACUAUGUUGGGAAUCGCACACCAAUAUCAAAGCAGAGCGGAGCAAUUAUUUUUCAGCCUGUCAACAGGACUGUGCCUCUCAGGUGUCUGGAAGAAAAGUAUGGUGUAACUACAGUCGGACAAAAAGAGCCAAGUAUCCCUGAAGGAAAAACAGGAACUGCAAAAAGGCUGAGUCUUGGUAUAUCCAGCAUGCAGUCUCCGGAGCAGAGCAUACCCAGAGGAAAUCUUUUGAGAAACAAAGAAAAAAGUGGUAGCCAGCCAGCUAGUUUGGACCAUGUUCUGGAGAAAAGAUUCCCUCUAAAGACUCAUCAGUCAGAGAGCCAUCUGCUAAUAGGUUCAAGACACCCAUCUCGGCUACCUGAAGCAGAUGCAGACUCCUGUCCAAGCUCUCCUGCAUAUAGAACAGGCAGUGAACCUUCUCUGAGCCCCACAGUUGUUCAGAAAGUCAUCUCUGAGUCACAAGUAGGGGAAGCUCUUAGAGGAUCAGACAGUCAGCUCUGUCCAAAGCCACCACCUAAACCCAGCAAAGCACCCCUGAUGAAGCCCCCAGAUUCUCCUUUGGCUUCCCAUAGUUCAGAAGGAAACUAUUGUGAACUAAGCCCUGCCAGAGCUCUUGAAGCAACAAAACAACAUUUAUGUCAGAAAAACAGCUAUGUGGAACAUUUGACAAGAAAGGAGAAGGGACCACACUCAUUCAGGUACUCUGAAACAAACUAUUUGAUCCUGGAAGAUGACUCUACAAUGAGCUCUGAAGAUCCUUUAGAAGCUUCAACUGAGGUGGCUGAAGAAGACAGCAUCUUUUCUGCACCUGUAUUUGAGACAGUGUCUAGUUUUAAACCAAAUGAUUUUGAAUUCAAACUACUUCCUUCUGAAAACAAGCCACUGGAAACAUCAAUGUUAAAAAGAGUUAAGGAGCUUUUCACUAACAACAACCCGAAGUUUAUUGCUCAGCAUAUUCUUAGAAUGGACUGCAAGGUGGCGAGGAUAUUAGAUGUUUCUGAAGAGAUGAGGAGGAUGAUGGGAGUGAACUCUGGUCUUGAACUGAUCACCUUGCCUUACGGACAUCAAUUGCGCCUUGACCUAAUUGAAAGGCACAAUACCAUGGCUAUAGGAAUAGCUGUGGAUAUCUUGGGUUGCACAGGAAAUCUGGAAGACAGAGCAGCAACAUUGAACAGGAUCAUCCAAGUUGCAGUGGAGCUGAAGGACUCACUGGGGGAUUUGUAUGCAUUUUCUGCCAUUAUGAAAGCACUGGAAAUGCCACAGGUCUCUAGGCUAGAACAAACCUGGACCUCUCUAAGACAUCAUUAUACCCAGACUGCCAUUAUGUAUGAAAAACAGCUGAAGCCAUUUAGCAAAGCUUUGCAUGAAGGACAAGAUGAGUGGAAUAAGACCAUCAGAGCUCCACAGAACAUAACAGUGCCACUGCUCAUGCCUCUCAUUACCUUGAUGGAGCGACAGGCUGUUGUCUUUGAAGGCUUGGACCUGUGGGAAAGCAGUGACCAAAGCUGCGAAAUAAUGCUCAGGCACUUGGCCACAGCUCGUCAGAUAGCACAGAAGGCAGAAAUGUACAGCCUGACUGCGGAAUGGAUGCUGGAAGGUUUCCAGCCAGAUGAAGAGAUGAGCGAAAUCUUCAGGACAGAAUUUCAAAUGAGAUUGCUCUGGGGCAGCAAAGGAGCGCAAGUUAAUCAAAGCGAAAGAUACGAGAAAUUCAGUCAGAUUUUAACUGCACUUUCCCGAAAACUGGAACCUCCUCCAGUGAAGCAGGUGGAACAAUUAAGUAUAUAAGACAUGAUAAACACUAAAUUAUAUACUUAAAAUAACCUUAGCUCUCUUUUGGCAACUUGAUACUGCACACACUUGUUGCAUUUCACAAGAUGUUUAGAACUUUUAACUGCACAAUGCACACUUGUUUUAAAACUACUGAUUUCUAAAGUUAUUUAUUUACUGUGUCAUCAAGUGAUUUAAUGAUCCCUUUGAACAGUUAGGGUUAUCCCUGUAAGAUAAGUCUUACAGCUUUCUGUAUGUCCUCAGAGUUGCAAUAUUUUGAUAAUGCCUAGGGGCACUGGUAUCUUAAUAUUACAGUGAAACAAAUAGUGUAAAUAAAAUUAUGGAUUAAGUGA
Molecule: messenger RNA, 3259 nt
Organism: Apus apus (common swift)
Lineage: Eukaryota; Metazoa; Chordata; Aves; Apodiformes; Apodidae
Gene: BCAR3
Product: BCAR3 adaptor protein, NSP family member
Exons: 12
Coding region: 441-2924 (827 amino acids)
Biological process (GO): positive regulation of peptidyl-serine phosphorylation; small GTPase-mediated signal transduction
Molecular function (GO): guanyl-nucleotide exchange factor activity; phosphotyrosine residue binding
Source: RefSeq, a predicted model, not a curated record